Messenger RNA from Mizuhopecten yessoensis (Yesso scallop), 5346 nucleotides. RefSeq names its product ubiA prenyltransferase domain-containing protein 1 homolog. The transcript has a single exon. Bases 128 to 1105 code for a protein of 325 amino acids. Gene Ontology annotation, molecular function: prenyltransferase activity. NCBI's taxonomy places the organism in Eukaryota, Metazoa, Mollusca, Bivalvia, Pectinida, Pectinidae. Gene Ontology annotation, biological process: menaquinone biosynthetic process; vitamin K biosynthetic process. Gene Ontology annotation, cellular component: Golgi membrane; endoplasmic reticulum. The record is from RefSeq and is a predicted model, not a curated record.
AGAUGAAGUGAAAAUUAUUCCAGCAUCUUGAUUAUCACGUGACCAACACUAGAGAUUUCGUAACGCAAUUCCAUAACUUCCUGUUAGGAGCAUGUAGGCUCACCGGUGAAUCGUAGAGAAACAACAGAUGAGAAUGGCGUUUGUGCCGAAUGGCGUUGAGAAAGCUAAUCAGCGGAAUACAUCAGAGGCACAUUUCCUAAGCAAAAAAGCCGUGUGGAGACAGUUUCAGCAAUAUGUUGUUGCAUUGAGGCCUUGGUCGUUUACAGCUUCAUUUACGCCGGUAGCUCUCGGUAGCACAUUGGCCUACAAAACAUCAGAGGAGUUUAGCCUAUCAGUAUUCGUCAUCACCUGCUUGACAGCUCUGUCUGUCCAUGCAGCUGGCAACCUUGUGAACACAUAUUUUGAUUUCGUCAGAGGAAUCGACAAGAAAGUCGACAGUGAUGACAGAACUUUGGUCGACAUGAUCCUCACACCAGAUGAUGUAGCAACGUUAGGUGGAGUGUUCUAUAUAUUUGGAUGUUUGGGGUUCUUUAUACUUACUCUCAUAUCCCCUGCAAGGAUGGAACACUUGGCUUUGAUAUACUUUGGAGGACUUUCUAGUAGUUUCCUGUAUACUGGAGGCUUAGGGUUAAAAUAUAUAGCACUUGGUGACAUCUUAAUCAUGUUUACAUUUGGGCCGCUGACAGUGAUAUUUUCCUAUUUAUCACAGACUGGAAACCUUUCCCUAGUUCCUAUGCUCUAUGCAUUUCCACUCGCUCUGAACACAGAAGCCAUACUGCACUGUAACAACACACGAGAUAUGGUAUCAGAUAAGAAAGCGGGCAUCGUAACGCUUGCCAUUUUAUUAGGAAAGACAGGGUCAUAUCUUCUGUAUGUUGUGUUGCUGUUUGCACCAUAUACCAUUUUCUGCCUGAUGGGGAUUCAUUGUUCAAAAUGGAUGUUUCUUCCAGUACUGACAAUUUUUAUGGCUUUUAAAGAAGAUAGAAAGUUUCGCCAAGGAAUCUACAAUCCAAAGAAAACUGCAAAACUGAACCUGUUCCUAGCCUUAUUAUACAUAUUAGGAUGUAUUUUGUCAGACAGACUUGCAUUUAGAACUUUACUAUGAUGAAAGUGUAGAUUUCUCUACUCAGCCAAACACUAGGUAUAAAAAGUGAAACAAGUGAACCCAUCCAUAAUUUCUGCUCUGUGUGACAUAAUCUGCCACAGGAAUACAUGUAAAUGUACAUGCGACACAUAUCUGCAAAGCAGAACAUUUAAUCCAGGACAAGUAUUUUUGCUUCUGGUGUACUUAUUUAUUCAAAUAAAUUAGAUCUUUCCAGCUAUUUCAUUAGAAUUUGUAAAAUGUUCUUUAAAAGAAUGUGCAGAAGUCAUGGAGAGGACAAUUAUUUUAUCAUACUGUUUGCAAAUCCCAAUUAAAUUAUUAAGAAUGUAUUAAAAUUGGGGCGGUAUUAUAACACAUUUUUGUUUCCAGUAACUUUAAUAUGUAACUUGAUAAAAAGCCAACAGUCAAAUAGUUUCAAAGAGCACUGUAUUAUAAUAAGUCUACUUACUUUGACAGAGCAUUUUCAUAAACAAAGACUUGAUGGGUAGACACUAGCUAUGGGCAGUCAGUUUAAAAUCAUAAGGCCAAAAAAAUUUACUUUUGUUUCCGCUAUCUUUCUCAGAAGAAAUAGGGUAGGUAAGGUAGGUAGGCAUUUUUUGUUUAAUUUGGAAAAUAUUUUUAGUAUGCUAACAUAGAGCAAGAGAUCUGACUUGAACAGUGAAUAUCACUAAAUUCCAAUAAAAACUUAAGGGUAGGCACACAAAUUUAGGGUAGGAAUGGUUAGCCAAAACACAAGAUUAGAUUUUCUCAUAUGGCCUAAUCAAUUAUUGAUUUGCAACCGGAAGUAAUAAACUGUUUAAUGAUCGAUUGCAUAAUCAAUUUUUAAUUUUAUGGAAAUAAAGUGAGAACAGGACUGUUACAUCAAUAUAGAGUUGUGACCUAUAUACUGUUAUUACAUUAGGUUUCGUUCUUUUAUAAUGAAUAGGUUUCAAUAUCUGUUAUGCAAUUUUGUCAGCCAUGAAUAGUAAAAAUCAUAAAAAUCAAUUACUUUAAACGCAUUCUUCAAGCAUAUAGAUAUAAUUUCAAGUAGGCAAAACAUUUAACAAAAAAAACACCUAAUUUUGGUAAUCAAUGAACUGACCCAACAAGAGCCUGUCAACAUUAUUCCAAAACAUUUUUUUUGACAUUUAAAUGUUUUCUUUGAUCAUUGGACAGCUUUUGGUAACAAAACCUGCGGGACACAAUCUGUUUCUGCUCCGCAAUUUCAUAUAAACGUGCAAAUAAUGCUUGCAUGCCUGUGAUAACGGGAAAAAGAGCAAGUGAUAUUUCAGCCUAAGUGAAAGUGACUAGUCACUCAUAAUUUGAGUUAGCAUGGACAUGUUUCUCAUAAAAAUUACAAUAUAUACAUCUCGCUUAAAACAAAAACAAAAUUUUAUUUAAUGCAACAAUCCUCUGCUUCAACUAUUGAAGUUAUUCUGUUGGAAAUAUUCUGUUCUUAAGGUAAUUUUAACAGCACAGGCUUUGGGAAUUUAAUUGAUAAAGAAAUGUUGAGUUUGAUAAGAUCACCAUACAUACUACAUAGUUCAUUUCCAAGGGUAUAGAAAAGAUGUAUUUAUACUUAUUUUCCUGGUAUGUAUUUAAAUAACUCGAUGUUGUAUACAGGAUUUGGGUCUGGUAACUGUUGAAAGAGUUAUGGCCCUUUAAUCAUCUUUUAUUCCAAACUUUGUCUGGAAUAUUAUAACUUCAUGUUCACCAAGCUUGCUAAUUUAAGUUUCUUGUGAAGGGAGAUUGUCCUGUAAUGAACCAAUGUAUCGUAUCGUUCACACAGUAUGGAGAAUAAUGAUGUUUUGUUCAGUUACAUGUAUGAUUCUGAAGGUUGUCUGGAAAACAUGAUUCUUUUCCUUUAUUCACCAAACUUUUAUACUUAUGCCUCUUUGAAAACGUGAUUAAAACUGAAAAGAGGAUGGAAAAUUGUGAUCGGUUUAGUUAACUUGUUUUGUGUUUCAAGAUAUAAUUUAGAGACAUAUUCAAUUACAUCUUUUGCUACAAUCACAAAUGCAAAAUUGUUGCGUUAAGCUUAUUUGCUUAAUUAUUGUUGAAGUCUUUGAGAUGUCAAGGUGCAUAGGUUAUUGUUUCUGGUGCUUGUGUUGUGGUUAACUUGUAAGGCGUGCAAGAAAAAAAAUGUAUAGAUAUCUUUGGGUACAGUAAGGAGUGAGUGAGAAUUAAAAACUUGCAUUUGUUUUUCAUUUUACAUCAGUAUUUGAUAUUUCAAAAAAGGCUAACUUGUACUAUUAAUAUAUUUUUUGUUUUAAUUCUGUCCCCUUUUACUAAUAUUUUUGGUUUGGUUAUACAUUUUAAUUUCUAUAUCUUUCUAACUAAUAUUUCAAAAUUAUUUUUCUUUCCCUUUUUACAUAUUUUUUUCCUUUUUGUUUUUGUUUUGUUAAAAUUCCAAUAAUUUGUACAAUAUAUGCCAUACAAAUAUGAACUGUCUCUCUUUUCCAAUAGAGAUUGAAGUUCCAGUUACUGUAGUUAAAUAUAAGGUGAACUGAUCUAUAUCAUUUUACACUCCCUCCAUUUUCCAGUACAAGGUACCCAUUGAGAAAAUUAAAUUAAGUCCUGGUUAAGUUCAUUAUUACUAUAAGUCUGAAAAGUUUGUUUGUCUAGAUCACAAUAUGACAUAUGUACUACAAUAAAUUGCAAUGAACAAUCAAUUUCCAUUCAUGUUUGUUUUCCUGGUAACAACUACUACAGACUCAGCAGUCAAAGAACCUUUUAUUAUUGAUGUUUUUUUCAUAUAUAUAUAUAUAUAUAUUUUUUCUUUUUCCUGUUUCUUUUUUAAACUUCAGAAUUAUCUGUUUAAUGUUGAUGGCAUUUAAUAUGUAAAGAAGUUAUCAACCAAGUUCCUGUAGUAUGGGACUUGACUUUCUCUUAUGUUGUAUAUAUGAAGAAAUAUAUAAUUUUUGUCAUUGUUACUUUCUACAAAAUGUCAUUAGGUUCUUGUUACAUCAAAAAGAACUUUUUAUGCAUAUUUUGAAAAAUAAAAUAGAAUAAAUGUGAUUAUACAAAUCUGGGCAACUGAUGCAGUAUGUCAUAAAAAAAAUAUAAUUGAAAUUCAAAAUAAAAAAAAAAAACCCAGUAAUUGUCAGUUGUAAAUCACUGCUCCAUAAGUAUCCCUGUCCCACUACACAGUACAAUUUAGUUUUUUCUAUCUGCAGUAACCUCCCUUUAACUUUGGCAUGGAUCUAACUGUAGCACAGUUGGGGCAGGAUACUUCUGUUGACCAGGUUACUAUAGACCUGCCAGUUAGAGAUAGCAUCACAUUCUGAAGUCCAGAGUUCGAAUUCUGUCUAGCUUCACAGAUUUUGUUUCUCUCUUAAGCACUGCUGGUGAUUACAUUUUGUUUAGUUCAUUUAAUUAUUAUUUCCUGAAAAAGACUUUUUUUAGAAAUGAAAUGUUGAAGUAAUAGUCAUGCUGGAAACUUUGAUGCUAGUUACAACUUGAAGCAGUGGUACAGGAUCCUUCAGGUAAAACAGAGCACCCAGUGCUCUGUGCUGUAUCCUCAGUAAUGAGGACUUCUUAUUUGUUUUGAAUUUAGUCCAACUUCAAAUUACUCGCCAAUCAAUGAUAUAACAAUGUAAUAUAUAGAGAUUAAUAUACGAAAGAUAUACACAUCAUAAUUUCCUUUUUACAAACUAUCUGGGCAUUAAUACAGGUAUUCCAUCCACAGGCCCCUCAAUGGUAAAGCAGGGAGCUUAUUAAGUCUGCUUCUGGUCAUGAUAUUUGUGGUUUUACAUACUGUUGCAGCUUUACUGAGUAUAACUCCUUAAAUAGACUUGGAAAUCAUAUAGUAAUCUCUGUAUGAAAGAAGAGGAAAUGACCUAACUUUAACAGAAAGAGAACUCCUGAUGGCCUGUACUCACUGAAAUAGGUGAUGGAAUUCUACCUUAAUGUUUAAGCAAUUUAGAAGGAGAGUUUUCAUUAUCACCUUAACCUGUUUGUAGAGCUGUUCUGGUCGGUAUCUUUCGUUAGUAGCUAAAUAUAUGAGAUAUGUUGUGAUACAAAAUGCCGUGACCAUCAGGAACACUAUUGCAAUAUUUGAAACAGGCCUACGGUUUCAUUAAAUACACCUUGAAAGAUGAUGUAACAGUAUAAUUAUUUUUACAUGGUGUUGUAGCCCCGUAAUGCUUUGUCCUGUAUAUUUUUCUUGUGUAAGAGUGUGAUGAAGGUGACAAAAAACUACACACUUAACAAUAAAACAGUUUGAACAUUGACCAUUUGUUGCUUUGUCAUCUUAGUUGAACCUA